Molecule: messenger RNA, 546 nt
Organism: Dracunculus medinensis (Guinea worm)
Lineage: Eukaryota; Metazoa; Nematoda; Chromadorea; Rhabditida; Dracunculidae
Source: the annotation of a GenBank genome assembly
AUGGCGAAGGAAACUGAUCUGAAAAUUUAUUUUAUUUGUGAAAUAAUGGUAAAAUAUAGCACUGAUGAUAGCGAAGAAUUUUAUAACGAGCGUUUCGUGUGGGAUUGGCCAUUUUGCGAAGAUCGUUUAGCGAAGUGCUUCCUGACCAAAGAAAAAUUCUUCGCUUGUUUGCCCUUCAGCAGUGGUGGCACGGGAGAAUCAAGAGGAUCGACAAAGAAAUUUGAAAAUUUCUCAUCAUCAAAUACGAGUUGGUCAAUCGGAUUGUGUAACGAUGGUGAGUUCGGUACAUAUUUUUGGCGAAUCGAAAUUGAGAUUAUGCCACGGCUAAAUAUGCUUAUUUUAAAUGCUUGGAGAGAUGUAACAAGAUCAAAUGACAAAGGUAAAAGGCUUCGCCGUAUUCGCAAAGUAUAUCGUUUGCCAUACCAUUACGACGUUUCAACUCUAAAAACAUAUAAUUAUGAUUGGGCAUUUUGCAUUGAAGCAUCAAGGAAAGUGGAUGCACGGAAUCGUCCGAUACCUAUUAAACGAUCCGCAAGCAUAUUUUGA